AUCGUUGCCUUUCUGUGAAGAAGGCGACGGCGACGGCGACGACGACAGCGGCAGCCAAGAUGUCAGCCAUCUGGCAGGCCUCUACCUGUCCGACAGUUGGCCACGGCUUCCGGAACCGAACAAAGACCCAUCGGACUUGGAUCGAACUACUCAAGGAAGCUUCUUUUCGGAUACGAAGGAACGAAAUGCUUUUAGAAUGCUAUUGCAGAGACAUUCUAGGGGGAAGCAAUGGAUACAUAGAUGAAAGAGACCCCUCGAAAAGGUUAAGUAAAACCGCUGGAAAAGAAAGCGAACCGAUGGCUGUUGCAACCACUGAAACACACAAAAACCAUGGAACAAUGGAGGAGCGCCAAGAGUUUGAAGAAUUAAUGAUGGGCCAGGGCCCGGGCCGGGCCCCAGCUGAAACGCCAGCGAGGAAAUUGGCCCACAGAGACGUGACGAAUCCCGCAUCCUCCUGAGAGCCAGUGAGCGAGGAUCAAGGACAACGGAGGCCGCAAAUCAACAAAAGAUUUGGGUUUCUACUGCUCGGUACGGCUGCCCGGUGGGUUUUUGGUUAAGCAAACCCAACGGGAGGAGUACCCAGUACGGAGUACGGAUGUGCAGGGUGUGCAAACAUUUACGCCUAGCAGGAGACCCAGGACGACCUUGAGCCACUGAUCUUGGCCAAAACAGGAAGAAGAAUUGGGGUACGCGGCGCCGCAACUGCCGAUCAAUCCUAUUCCGAUUCCGAUACGGCGUUGAUUUCUCGAUUUGGCCAAACAAUGAGCACUGAAAAGGCCACUCAUAUAACGCUAAUUUUGCGCUAUCAACGCGCAAAAUAUCCAGCAUCAUCAUAGGGAUCGGCUCUGCAGCAGAGGAACAGGCCGAGUGGAACAGGGAGAGGGCUGCGAGCGCGGUAUGAAAAUGCAGAAAACAGUAGGAGGCAGCGGUGCCAUAAACGCUGCGAGCCAGCUUCAAUCGCAUUUCCACGAACGGACUGGACGACAAGCGGAAAAAUGAAAACACGUCCAUGCAAUGAAUAAAGAUGCUAAGAGACUUUUUAUGAUGCCACCUAGGGUGCUAUGAAUGAAAAUCAUCCUCGUGAUCGUUGUCUCAGUCCUCAAAGCCAAGUUUCGUCCAGGCCCAU
Drosophila persimilis is the source of this 1126-nucleotide messenger RNA. RefSeq lists its product as uncharacterized. NCBI's taxonomy places the organism in Eukaryota, Metazoa, Arthropoda, Insecta, Diptera, Drosophilidae. The record is from RefSeq and is a predicted model, not a curated record. The coding region runs from base 60 to 458 and encodes 132 amino acids. The transcript is spliced from 3 exons.